Mycena citricolor is the source of this 5666-nucleotide messenger RNA. The record is from the annotation of a GenBank genome assembly. Lineage: Eukaryota; Fungi; Basidiomycota; Agaricomycetes; Agaricales; Mycenaceae.
AUAUGUCGGAUGCCGAGGAUCUGAGUGAGGACGAAGAGGACGAAGAGGAUGACGGAGAAGACUUGAUGGAAAGCCCACAAAAGCAAACCUCUGCUGUGGACGCUCUUCCCCGCGCAGCCAACGGUCGCGUGAAGACAUCGCGCGGACGGAAUGAAAGGGUCGUUACACCGGAGGAAUGCCGUGCACAUCUGCGCGGCUCUUCGAAAACGAACCCGAGAUGUGCUCGCUGCUCUACGGCAGGCACGGUCCCUUUGCCGCAGUCUCCGCCGAAGGUCUCUCGCUCGCGUCAGCCGAUAUGUUCUUCUGGACGCGGUCCCCGUCGCGCCCACUCGCUUCCGACCCGCAGCGCACAUGGGUGACAAGCUGUUCGAGCAUCCGCAGAACGAGCUGCUGGAGAAGAUUCUCCGGACGUGCUACCGUCUGCGGGAUCAGAAUCUGCAGCUGCGACAAGCAUCGGUGAAGACACCCGAAUUCGAUGAGACCCUGCGCAAGAGGAUAAUGUCUAGUCUGCUGGAAACCUGGUGCAACUCCAAGUCGAUGUGAACAGUUUCAUGGACAGUAGCAAGAAUCCGACUCCCAUGAGGCAGGGCAAGCUGCCACCCGCUGGUGUUAAGCAAGGAUUGGAGAAGAAGGAGGGAUUGUUCCGAAUGCAUAUGAUGGCAAACGUGUCAACUAUGCUGCUCGUUCAGUCAUUCUCCAGAUGUAACAUUGAACCAAACGAGAUCGGCGACAAAUUGACUGUGGAGCAACGCACAGCCAUAGCCAAUCAGCUGCUCACGCCCCAAGAGAACGAGCACGGGGGAACGGCUCGUCGGGGAUUGUACACACGCACACCUGCUAUCAACAAGAAAGUGUAUCGUCAUUUGCGAGAUGGAGACAUGCUUAUCCUCAACCGACAACCGACGCUCCACAAGCCCAGUAUGAUGGCUCAUAAGGCACGGGUGCUGCGAGGCGAAAAGACAAUCCGAAUGCACUACGCGAACUGUAACUCCUACAAUGCUGACUUCGAUGGUGACGAAAUGAACAUUCACUUCCCUCAGAACCAAAUCUCUCGCGCCGAGUCGAUGUUUAUCGCCAACACCGACAACCAAUACCUGGUCCCUACGUCCGGAAACCCACUGCGCGGUCUUAUCCAGGAUCACGUGGUGGCUGGUGUAUGGAUGACCACUCAAGACGCGUUCUUCACUCGGGCAGAGUACUUUCAGCUUCUGUAUGGCGCUUUGAGGCCUGAAGAUGACGUAUACGAGGGCGGAGAACCUCCGAGGCUGGUGACACUUCCGCCGACAAUAUGGAAGCCCCGCCCUCUUUGGACUGGCAAGCAGAUCAUUUCCACUGUGCUGAGGAACAUCACACCAGAGAGGAUGGACGGAUUGAAUCUGAAUGCGAAGACCAAAGUGCCGGGACAUCUCUGGGGUAACGAUUCGAAAGAGGAUAAGGUCAUCUUCAUGGACGGCGAACUGCUAUGUGGUGUUCUCGACAAAGCAGCCUUUGGAGCAUCAGACUACGGCAUGGUGCAUUCGGUGUACGAGUUGUAUGGGUCGGAAGUGGCGGGCAAGCUAUUAGGAAUCCUCAGUCGACUGUUCACCAAAUUCCUCCAACAUCGCGCAUUCACAUGUCGUAUGGACGAUCUCACUCUCACCCCGGAGGGCAAUCGCUGGAGGACGGAUUUGAUCAAGAAGAGCAGCAACUGGGGAACGGAGGCGGCAAUCGAGAAUUUCCCAUCCCUCAAAGACACCCCCAAACACGAGAUCAAGCCCGCUCUCACUUCUCUGCUGCAGGACGUGCUGCGGGAUGACAACAAAAUGGCCGGCCUCGAUAUGACGGUCAAGACGAAGAUGGGCAAACUUACUACGGCCAUCAGCGACGCGUGUAUGCCCACCGGUCUGCAGCGCAAGUUCCCGCACAACAACAUGCAGACGAUGACGCUUUCUGGAGCCAAGGGCAGUGCUGUCAACGCCCGCCAGAUCUCAUGUGCGUUGGGUCAGCAGGAGCUUGAGGGCCGGCGUGUCCCGGUCAUGAUCAGCGGCAAGACGCUGCCGUCGUUCCGACCGUUUGAGACGAAGGCCAUCGCUGGUGGCUAUGUUGCCAGUCGUUUCUUGACGGGAAUCAAACCGCAGGAGUUCUACUUCCACUGCAUGGCUGGUCGAGAGGGGCUGAUCGACACCGCCGUCAAGACAUCGCGUUCAGGCUAUCUCCAACGCUGUCUGAUUAAGCAUCUGGAGGGUAUCCGCAUCCACUACGACAACACGGUCCGGGGAAGCGACUCGUCGAUCUAUCAGUUCCAGUAUGGCGGCGAUGCGCUGGACGUCACCAAGCAGAAACAUCUCCGAGAGUUCCAGUUCAUCGCGCAGAAUGAGCUGUCUUUUGUCAACAUCCUGAACCCCAAGCGACUGAUGGACGACGGUGCCGUCGACUCGGAAAAGGCGUCCAAACUCAUGAAAAAGGUGCUCAAGAAGAAAGGAACAUACGAUCCGGUUCUGUCGCAAUUCAAUCCCAGUCGCUUCCUGGGUAGCACAAGCGAGUCGUUUGCCGCUGCAGUUGACGAUUACGUGAAGAAGAAUCCGGAUGAGCUGCUGUCUGAAAAGGGCAAGGAGCUGCCGUACCAGAGCAGCCGCUCGCUGGUUAAUCCCAAAAACUUCAAGACGCUCAUGAACAUCAAAUACAUGCGUAGUCUGGUCGAACCGGGCGAGGCGGUCGGGCUGCUGGCUUCUCAAGGUGUUGGUGAGCCCUCAACACAGAUGACGCUGAACACCUUCCACUUUGCUGGGCACGGAGCUGCCAAUGUCACACUCGGAAUUCCCCGGUUACGUGAAAUUGUCAUGACAGCGUCGCAAAAGCCCAAGACCCCCUCCAUGUCGAUGACUGUCAGCUCGUCUGCCACACAAGAAGAGAUUGACGUGUUCUGCAAACGGGCAAGCCGUGUCACGCUGUCGCAGGUCGUCGAGAACGUGACUGUACGCGAGCGAUUGACAGUGCAGGGCGAGGCGCGGAGGACCCAGUUCACGGUUGAUCUCACGCUCUUCCCCAAGUCCGAAUAUCAGGAAGAAUACGACAUCGACCCGACGGACAUUCUGGGCUGUUUCACGACCAAAUUUCCACUCACCCUGAAGAAGGAGAUGCAGAACGAGAUGAAGAAGCUCGACGCGGAUCUGAAGGCGCAGAUCAGAGAACUCGGUCAGGGAAAGAAGAGCAAGGAUAAGGAAGGUGGUGGCGAUGAGGACGGCGAUGAAGACGGAGACGAAGUCGCGUCGCGCAAAAAGAGGCCGGCCGAUGACGACGAGGAUGACGACGAGGACGGGGAUGGCGACGCUGACGACGAGAAACGCGCGAGACAGAAGAAGCAGUUAGCCACAUACGAGGAAGAUGAAGACGAAGACGAUGAAGAGCAGGGUGCCAUGAACGACGACGACAUUGAAGCUGCGUAUGCUUCCGAUACAUCGAUGCCGCCUGUACCCAAGACCAAGAAACACACCCCGCUGACGAAAAAAGUCGCAGUUGUUGGUGACGUGUUCCUCCGGAAUAUGACACACGCGACUUCGUUUGACUUCAGCGAGGCGAAGGUCACAUUCCAGCUCGAAUUCAACCCGGACAUGCCCAAGCUGCUUCUAGUCGGGAUUCUAGAACGAACGUGCAGAGCGACCGUCAUCCGACAGAUUCCAGGCAUCAGCGACUGUUUCCAGGUCAAGGAGGAUGGCAAGGGCAAAGGCCCCACUAAAAUCAAGCUCACGACCAACGGCUCCAACUUCCAAGGGUUGUGGUUGUUCAAUUCCGGAGCCGACCAAAGCAUUAUCGAGGAAAACGACAUGUAUUCGAACGACAUCUACGCCAUUCUGAAGACUUACGGGGUAGAAAUGGCCCGUGCGGCCAUCCUGCACGAGAUGUCGUCUGUCUUCGGCGUGUAUAACAUUCAAGUCGACAACCGCCACCUGCAGCUCAUUGCGGAUUAUAUGACCUUUGACGGUGGCUAUAAACCCUUCAAUCGACAGGGUAUCUCAACCAAUCCGUCGCCCCUUCUCAAAGCGUCGUACGAGACAACCGCCGCGUUCUUGAGUGAUGCCACUCUCUACGGUGACUUCGACGAUCUCUCGACACCGAGUGGAAACAUCGUCCUGGGCAGACCGAGUCUGUCUGGAACUGGUGUGUUUGAUGUUGUUGUGCCUGUUGCUGUCGCUGCAUAGAAUGCUACUUAUCUGAAAAAGUACCAUAACUAGUUCUGUACCAUUAUCUUAUCUUAUCUGUAGCCAUUGUGUCCGGGGGCCGCACCAAGUAUCCGGGGUCACGCAUUCAACAUCACGUCGCGAACACCAGAACAAACAGAAAUUUUCACCACGUGUUGACAACGCGUCUCACUAAUUGUCCACAGUCACGUCGAGCCGUUCCAUUGUUCCCGCACCUUUGUUCUUCCCUUCCUCCCUCACCAUCCUCACCCAGACGCGCGCCCAAAUGCCCCGUUCAUCCUCCGCUAGCAAGUCUCGUCAUCCCGGUCCCCUGAAGGACCUGCCUCUCGAGCGAUUCCUUCCACCCGAUCCCAACCUCCCUUCCGCGUCGAAAGGCGGCAUGAAACGCGCGCUCUCGCCGGCCAUUCCCAGCCUGUUCAGCCCGACUAAACGCCGCAUUCUAGUGGACGAAGGGAUCUUCUCUGGUUCGUCAGUAAAGACCCCCGCGCGGCUCCGCGCUCUUCCCGUCGGUAGUCCGGUCAAGAAACUCGAUCUCGGUCUGGGAUCGCCACACGGGGGUGCCUCGUCGUCACUUUUCCUGUCUUCGCCACGCACGACGCGUCGCUCGAGCGCGUUGGACGCGGCUCGCACGUUGUCUUCUGCAGCACCAGCGCUGGUCCCCGGCAUCGACUCAUCUUUCCCCGUGUCCUCCUCAUCUUCCUCAUCCGCGGCCGACUUCAUUCCCGGUGAACUGCGCAAGAUCCCACGCGAGGUUCCACCGGCGGUCGAUCCUCAGUCGGUUCACUACCCCGGCUUUGUGGUGUGCCAGGACGCGUACGUGCUCGUUGGACCCGUCGCGCCCAUGUGUCCCCCGUCACCUCAGAAGGAUGAGGCCAAAGAGAAUGCGGCACCCCGGCGCGCUGCCAAGGCGGGACGCAAGUCUACUUCAACGGACUCGCUGGUGCUCGGUGGCGACCUCAGCACCAAGACACCGCGUCCGGCCAAGUUGCGCGCGUCGCUGACCCCAACGCCCCGACGAGUGACGCGGUCGUCGCAUACACCCGUGCUGCCGGACGACGAGCGCAAGGCCCUGCGGCGCAUGAUGGAGGAGGAGGCGGAUGGGAACCAGACCGACGACGACGACGACGAGAUGAUUUUGGCGUAAAUCCCACCCGCCGAAAUGGUGGCCGGCUUCGAACCGGUCGGCGCUGCAACUCGCUCUCCUGCACAGUGCACCAUCUUUCCAGUCCCUGACAUCGCUACACCCCUGCAUCUUCUGCAUCUCUAACCCCCGGCCCUUUAUCUAAUUGUUUGUAUAUAACUUAACACUGCGACGACUUUUUACGACACUUUUCCUCUUCUCCUCCUGCUUGAUCUAUUUUUACGCCCCCCCCUCUUGAUUUGUAUGUAGGAACAUCUUUUUACUUAUAAGUACAAAGCACAGGUAGUUUACCGUCCCCAAUCGUAUUCGAUGCGGCCUGGCCUGGUCCAGGUCAUGGGAAGUCUGCA